Messenger RNA from Fomitiporia mediterranea MF3/22, 588 nucleotides. RefSeq lists its product as uncharacterized. The transcript has a single exon. Bases 1 to 588 code for a protein of 195 amino acids. NCBI's taxonomy places the organism in Eukaryota, Fungi, Basidiomycota, Agaricomycetes, Hymenochaetales, Hymenochaetaceae. The record is from RefSeq and is a predicted model, not a curated record.
AUGUCUCACGAGCAUCAGAGGCAUGAUUCAGGUUCCAAGCAGCCAUCCAGGCGUAGAGGAUCCAGUUCAAGCUCGCCCAAAUGCAAGCACGAAAUCACGUCAUUGAAUCCAAAAGAUAUACAGGUGGCAAAUGCUUUCCAUCUCAUGGAAGAGCUUGUGAAGAGGUCUAGGGGUUUUGCUAAUAGGAAGAAUCCAAAUGAAAAUCUAAAGCGAACAAAACUCGACAACUUCCUCAAUAGCUUUCCCGGAACAAAAGAGAAAGUAGAAGGAGUAAUGCAUACACUGGAACGUUAUCGUCUGGAAGUUAUAAACAUUAACGUUGGGUUUGCUUGGAGCCAUGGAGAAAGUUUGGAAGGCGGCGAUAAACUCAAGGCAGAAGAGAGACAAAAGAAGAAGUAUCUAUGCUGUAACCUCGGCCGUUACAACAAGUAUGCUGAGAUAUGUCCAGAAUACAAAUCAGACCUGAAGGAAAUCAUUCAAACAUUGCAAGAGGAUUUCAAGAUUGUCAUACCUAAUGAUCAUCUCAUCGAAGUCUCAGAGAGUGACGCACUGGAGGAAAAAAUUAUAGAAACUCUAAUUACGAAAUGA